Drosophila ficusphila is the source of this 944-nucleotide messenger RNA. Its product is annotated as chymotrypsin-1. Bases 30 to 836 code for a protein of 268 amino acids. NCBI's taxonomy places the organism in Eukaryota, Metazoa, Arthropoda, Insecta, Diptera, Drosophilidae. Gene Ontology annotation, biological process: proteolysis. The record is from RefSeq and is a predicted model, not a curated record. Gene Ontology annotation, molecular function: serine-type endopeptidase activity. The transcript is spliced from 2 exons.
CCACUCAGUUCAGUUGCCAAUCCGACGCCAUGGCUGAUCCACGCACCACUUUCGGCAGCCCUUUGGGCCUUCUGAUCCUCGCCCUGAUCCUCACCAGCGGCGAGGCCUCGCCCCAAGGCCGCAUUCUGGGUGGCGAGGACGUGGCCACCGGGGAGCACCCCUGGUCCGCCUCCAUCCGCCUGAACAAGGCGCACGUCGGCUCCGGCGCCAUCAUCUCCGCCAGCCACAUCCUCACCGCCGCCCACUUGGUCUCCAGCGUGGGCACCACUCCGGUGGAUGCGGACGCCCUGGCAGUUCGCGUGGGCAGCAUCAACCAGUACGCCGGCGGGAGCAUCGUGUACGUGAAGAGCGUGACCAUCUUCCCCUCGUACGGCAACUUCCUGCACGACAUAGCCCUUCUGGAGCUGGAGCAGCCGCUCACCUGGUCCGAUCGCGUGGCGGCCAUCACCCUGCCGACCGUCGAUGAGGAGGCGACGGAGUCGGAGGAUCGGGACGAGGAGCUGCCCAACGGCACGCCGGUCUACGUUUCCGGCUGGGGCGAGCUCUCCGAUGGCACCGCCUCGUACAAGCUGCAGAAGGCCAACUUCAACACGCUGAGCAAAGCGCUCUGCGAAUACGAGGCCGGCUACGGAUACGAGUCCGUGGUGUGCCUCUCCAGGGCCGAGAGCGAGGGCAUCUGUCGCGGGGACGCCGGUGCAGCCGUCGUGGACGACGACCAGGUGCUCCGCGGCAUCACCAGCUUCAACUUCGGUCCCUGCGGCAGCAAGUACCCCGAUGUGGCCACCAGGGUGUCCUACUACCUCGCCUGGAUCACCGCCAACACCCAGGAGGAGUGAAAUCCACAAUAAUCCAUCUUCACACCCACUGAAAGGAUUACCCCCUUAUUUUUUUGUACAUUUUUUUUUGCCGUGCAUAAAGUGUGUUUUCCCAAUCCGAAAAAAUAA